AUGCAAUUCAAGACCAUUGUCGCUGCCUUCGCUACUGUCGCUGCUGUUCAAGCUGCCAAGGACAACAGUUCUAACGGCUCCAACCACUCCAACAAGACUUCUUCCAGUCUUACAACCGGUGCUGCCAACUCCAACGUCUUGAACGCUGGUGUGUUCGGUGCUGCUGUUGCUGCCGGUGUCGCCUUCUUGUUCUAA
Torulaspora globosa is the source of this 195-nucleotide messenger RNA. RefSeq lists its product as uncharacterized. The transcript has a single exon. The record is from RefSeq and is a predicted model, not a curated record. Lineage: Eukaryota; Fungi; Ascomycota; Saccharomycetes; Saccharomycetales; Saccharomycetaceae. Bases 1 to 195 code for a protein of 64 amino acids.